Messenger RNA from Klebsormidium nitens, 3993 nucleotides. The record is from the annotation of a GenBank genome assembly. Lineage: Eukaryota; Viridiplantae; Streptophyta; Klebsormidiophyceae; Klebsormidiales; Klebsormidiaceae.
AUGGCGGACGCCUUACAGCAACGGCUGCCCGCAUCGGUGGGAAUCAACAGAUGCAAAGCCGCUUCGCCAAACGAAUUCCUCACGGACGACCUCAUCAAAACGUUCAGCGAUAUGGCCUACAGGCCGAUCGAAACGAAGGCGACCAUGGCGUACGGCUACCACACCGGCCGAGCUCUGCAUCAGGGGCUCAUCUGGACGGACGAGCAGCUGGCGCUGCACGCCAACAUCACCGGCAAGUGCGCCAUCUGCACCCACGUGUGGAAGGUGAAGGACACCCGGCCCGUGCUGGGCCCAGACGGGAAGCCGUGCCUGGACGCGAAGGGCAAGCCCAGGAAGGAACCGGUGGGCACCUUCAGCCUGGUGAAGAAAACCAGCCACAGAUACACCGGCUUCAUGAUCUGCCCCGCAUCCGGCCGCGCCCUCGCACCCAUCUUGUGCUGGGACUGCGUCGCGAAGCACUCCACGGCCAAGCUUCACGUCGUCAACCGCUGCGAGCUGCGCCUGGGUGACACCCCCGUCCUCCGCCAGGAUGGGGGCAUGUGCCCUUGGCGGCAGCUGUGGGCGUUGGACCUCAAGCAGUUGGGCGCGCUCAAGAAGGCGGACUCCGUAUCGAGGGCGGCGCGCACCGGCGGGGUGUGCAUCAAAAGGAGGUUGCCCCCGGCCAAGGGCCCGGUAGGAAAGCGGCCUCGAGAGGCGAAGCUGCUCCCCCCCGUGCGCCCUCGCGAGUGCCCGACCCCACUCACCCGUGCCAUAGCGAGCCGGCUGGGCAUCAACGAUCCCGCCCGUCUCCAAGCAGAGCGCUUCAUCCAGUGCGUGGUGGACGGGACGGCGUUCGUCUGGCCCGAGGGGCUCCGGGAAGGGGGGGCCGCCGUCCUGCACUGCUCGAACUGGGACGCCAAGGGCCGCGGCACACUCAGGGCGAUCGGCAUGCCCGACGGGAAGAAGGCCCUGCCUGCUACUGUCUACUGGGACCCGAACGGACGCCCCGCGUGCAGCUGCCCCCUGGGAAGACUGCACACGCAAGCCGUGUGCGUCCACAAGCUCUUCCUGGUUUCCUUCUCCGCGGGGGCGGUCGACACAAGCCUUCCGGCUCCCCACGAGCUCAACCGCCUGGGGCGUCCCCUGGAGGUCUUGGAGAUCCCCCGGUCCACGCAGCCCCUGGAGUCUCAGAACCGGGUGCCGGAACGGGCUCAGCCGCUCGAGCGGGUGUUUGCGAUCAAACGGAACGCCCACACGGGCCCCGCCAGGAACUUCGUGAUCCAAACGGGUCAGGACCGGUUCUUCUGCAGCGGGAAGCGGGAGAGUAGCUGCACGCGCAACUGCAAGCACGUCCAGCGAGUGCGCAAAGCCCUCAAGGAGGCAGAGGUGUUCACCCCGGUCCGUACCCUCACGCUCACGCAGGACGAGGCCGAAGCCGCCGCAAAGCGGGUCCGGGGUGUCUCUGAGUGGUUGCCUCGACUCUCUGAGGUCCCUCGGGAAGCGCCGCCGCGCGUGUUCGACGAGCAGACCGUGCGGCACGUGCGUGCGUUGGCCGUGCCGGAGGACAAGGGCGGCGUUCGAGAGUGUCGGCCGGGCUGCGAGGUGUGCCAAGAACGCUUGGAGUUCAGGGAGGGGUCGGAGGAGGCACUCGAGGAUGCCGAACGGGCCGUGAACGACCCACCGCCAGCCACUGAUGCCGAGCGAGGGGAGCGAGGUUACGCCGGCAGGAGGGGUAAGGGCUUCGACGCGCAUCCGAAGGUGGACUUGUCCAGCACGGCCGAAAGGCCGGCUGAGGCGUUCGAGGAGGGGUCGGUUCCGGUGUGCGUGGAGUGUGUGGGGGUGUGCAAGCACGGGGAGAGCGGACCUUCCCAGUCGGCUCCGGUGCUCAGCCUGUUCGCCAAGGGCGUGCAGCGGACGGCACCCAGGGUCCUCCGAGCGGACGAACAGGUCCACGACCCCGUGAUCACUGCUCUGCGGAACCCACUGCGGUCGAGCCAGAUGGGAUACUCCGACUUCAAGGAGUUGGGCGCCCGAGGCAGACUCCUAGCCCCCUGCCCGAAAGCCCCACCUCCUUGUCUCACGACGUGGAGGCUGACGCCGGAGAAGGGCGUAACCAUCUACGACGCGCAGUGGACCCUCGAGACGCAGGUGUACCACUACACGUGCGAUUGCGAGAAGAGGCACACGGUCCACUUCGAUGGCGAGCACCUGAAGUUGUACACCCACAGCAGGGGCAUCAUCCUGACUCAGCGGUGCGGCGAGACGUUGCUGGCGGGCCUGCAGGGUGGGAGCAACUUCAGCCGACAGAGCGAUUUGUUCAAGAGCGUGAGCUCGAAGUUCGGGCCAUCCCCGAGGCUCGAUGAGAAGACAUUGCGAGAGGCCGCGAUGGGCUACUUUGCGCUGAAGCAGAAGUACGAGGAGCCGCGCUGUUGUUCCCUCUGCGGGCCUCAUCCCGAGUAUCUGAUCUGCGACGGGCUCUUUGGGUUGGCGAACAAGGACGGCAGCGAGCGCAAGGGGGGCAUCGCUUCCACCACUCAGAACAAGCGAGCCAGCUUCACGCACCCAGAUAAGCGGGACGGUGUGCCCUUCCAGAAGAUGCGGACGGCGGGUGUGCACUAUUCGGGAGUCAGCCGGGGCGGGGCGUACACGGUGAGGCGGGUGGUGCCUGAGGACGACCUCCGGAGGCUGCUGGCGCGCUUGAGCCAACAUCGGCCGUCCGCUCAGCACGCCGACCCCGACGAGGAGGCGAACAAUCCUCCGAAGAGGGGCGAGCCUUUAGACGUGAACGACUACUACGGUGUGCUGCUGGGGGGUCUGAUGGCGAAGGAGCACUAUGCGAUGCGAUGGUUGGUCGAGGGGAUCGAGGCCGAGGCAGAAGCGGACCGUAACCAUGACGAUACUCCAGGCAAGGCGGUCAUCCUGCAACGGUUCCCUGAGCGGUGGAAGGAGAUCAUGUACGAUCUCAAUAGCCACGACGAGGACAGCAAGAUCCUGCAGACGGAGAACUCCCUCAGGGCGCUGUACAAGUCGAGCAUCUAUGGGAGAGGGGGCGUCGCGUAUCGCAACUGGACAGGCGCGGCGUGGGACCGCUUCCAUGGAGCGUCGUGGUGGUGUGACCCGCAGAAAGCGUGGUGGGACCGCUUCUCGAAGCCACAGUGGGACGCGUACCCGAACCCACCUCCCCCUAACCCCGAGACGAUAGCGGCGGCGCACAAGGCGAUGGAGGCGCUCGAGUGUUUCUCCGACACUGCGGAGCUGCUGGGCGAUGCUGAGCGGGAGUUGCUCAGGGAGAAUCUGGGGGAGACGGGGCCGGCGCUGGGGGCUUUCACUUCGGACGGGGAGGACCUGUGCUGGUACCCGUUCUGGGAGAAGAAGCGGCCGCUGCCCUUUUACGCGGAGUUCGAGACGCCGGAAGGGAAAUCUAAGACGGCUGAGGCUCGCUGUGCGGGGAACGAGUCCGCUCCCAACCAGACGAGCAAGCUGCCUCACACCCGCGGGCUCUACGUGUGGUGCUGCCCGCAUCGGGUGCUCUACGGCAUCCACAUCAUGCUGCGGGGAGAGAGCCCGAGAGAUCCGUUCACGGUGCUCUACACCCGCUUCAACCGAGAAGAUCUGCCGCGAGUGCUGAUCAACGACUGUUCCUGCUCCGGUCAAAACUACUGCUUCAGGCGGGAGCCCACGUUCUUUUCGAACGUCCGGUUCGUCAUCGACAAGUUCCACUACGGCAAGGCCGAGAAAGAGAUCCAUCUCUGCGGCCCCACGAACAGCAGUCACUACUACGGUCUGCUGACCCAUGUGAACACGAGCGCGUGUGAGAGCGUGAACGGCUUCCUCAACCGCUUCACCACGAUCGGAUGGUUCUCGAAGCUCGAGAACAUGAUGAUCCUUCUGCCCUUACUGAUAACCGCUUACAACGCAGAUCUGAGUAGAGUAGACGAUCACACGAUCAGGACAGCAUGUAGACGUAGCAUAUGGACACCCGACAUAAGAGAUCUGCUUUUUCUUCAGUUGUAG